GUUCACUAUCUAGCUACCACUGCCUGAGCCAUCUCUUGCUAUUCAUGCCAGGCAAUUGGUCUAACGGGAUCCGCUUCAUUGGUCAAGCAACUGGGUUUACAUGCUCGAUCUUUGCAAGGGGUCUUUUGUUGCUCAUCGACCCGCGCCCGACCUGUUCACUCAACCGACUGUUAGAAGUCUGCCCUCUUGAAGGUCGCUGGGCACGACAUUUGGCGAGUACUACCACGAGAGUGCCAUAAAUCUGAUGACGUCACCACCUACGGCCCCUGCACACGGACGGCAUGAAGUCUCCAGAACAACGAAGACAUGUUCACUCGCGUGAGCAUACGCCCGCGCGAGCACGUCGACGUCUGCAACUCAUGAGCGGGGUAGCCUAGGGGCAAGCAAAGCAGCCGCUGGGCUUCACGGUUGCCGCGUUCACCCUGCUUUGCUCACCUCCGCUGAAAAUCAAGAUGUCACGGGCCACUGCCAGAGCGGGGAUCAAUGUGGUGCUCGUGACGCACGCGACAACCUUCGUUGAGGACGCUGCUGCCCAGGCGCGACGCAAAAGAGCACGUCGCGCGUGCGCAGGGGCGGGCCGCCAGCAGCCCCAGGUCGUCCACUGUUCGUCUUCCGUGGUUGAGCCGUGCGCGUUCUUCCGAUGUCUGGUGUAUGUUGCCGUCGUCUAGCCGUGGGUGUAUAGA
Cutaneotrichosporon oleaginosum is the source of this 683-nucleotide messenger RNA. The record is from RefSeq and is a predicted model, not a curated record. NCBI's taxonomy places the organism in Eukaryota, Fungi, Basidiomycota, Tremellomycetes, Trichosporonales, Trichosporonaceae.